AUGAAUACCUACGAGCUGAAUAAGGUCUUCGGCGCGAUUCUCUUUGCGGGUUUGACCGCGAUGACGGCGUGGCUCAUCUCGCUCGCGGCCUAUGGCAAACUCGAGCAUGGUCACCACGAGCGGGUGAUCCAUUACGAGGUCGCCGGCCUCGAGCAGGACGACGCCAUGCACGACGAGGCGGAGGCCGACGAGCCCGAGAUGCCGGCGAUGUCUGUGGCGGAACUGCUGGCCGACGCCGACCCCGCCAAGGGGCAGCGGGUGUUCAAGAAAUGCGCCGCCUGCCACACCGCGGACGAAGGCGGCAAGAACAAGAUCGGGCCCCAAUCUCUGGAACAUCAGGGUGUCUGGGAUUUCGAGCGUCUGAGCAUAUUCAUCGCCGAUCCCAAGGGCACCGUGCCGGGCACCAAGAUGGCCUUCAAGGGGGUCUCCAAGGACGGCGAUCGCGGCAACGUCCUCGCCUAUCUCCGCUCCUUCAGCGCGACGCCGGCGGACCUGCCGACCGAAUAG
This is a messenger RNA of Geodia barretti, 507 nucleotides long. Lineage: Eukaryota; Metazoa; Porifera; Demospongiae; Tetractinellida; Geodiidae. The record is from the annotation of a GenBank genome assembly.